AUGGACAGCCAGCUUCUGCUUGUGCUGCUGCUGCUGCUGCUUGGGGUCUCAGGCCCACGGGGACAAGAGCCAGGGCCCGGGGGUCCCUCGGAGGAGCCCCCAGAGGAGGAGAUCCCUGAGGAGGAUGGGAUCUUGGUGCUGAACCAGCACACCCUGGGCCUGGCCCUGCGGGAGCACCCUGCCCUGCUGGUGGAGUUCUAUGCCCCAUGGUGUGGGCACUGCAAGGCGCUGGCCCCAGAGUACAGCAAGGCGGCUGCCCUGCUGGCAGCAGAGUCAGCCCAAACCAGGCUGGCCAAGGUGGACGGGCCCGCGGAGCCAGAACUGACCAAGGAGUUCGCUGUAACAGAGUACCCCACGCUCAAGUUCUUCCGUGACGGGAACCGCACACACUCGGAGGAGUACACUGGCCCCCGGGAUGCCAAAGGCAUUGCUGAGUGGCUCAGGCGGCGGGUGGGCUCCAGCGCCACGCGGCUGGAGGACGAGGAGAGCACACAAGCCCUGAUAGACGCCCAGGAGGUGGUGGUCAUCGGCUUCUUCCAGGACCUACAGGACGAGGACGUGGCUACCUUCCUGGCCCUGGCCCAGGAUGCUCUGGACAUGACCUUUGGCCUCACUGACCGGCCGCAGCUCUUUCAGAAGUUUGGCCUCACCAAGGACACCGUGGUCCUCUUUAAGAAGUUUGACGAGGGGCGGGCAGAUUUCCCAGUGGACGAGGAGCUGGGCCUGGACCAGGGGGAUCUGUCCUACUUCCUCCUCACCCACAGCCUGCGCCUGGUCACGGAGUACAACAGCGAGACGUCCCCUAAGAUCUUUGCGGCCAAGAUCCUCAACCACCUGCUGCUCUUCAUCAACCAGACACUGGCCCCACACCGGGAGCUGCUGGCAGGCUUCGGGGAGGCGGCUCCCCCGUUCCGGGGGCAGGUGCUGUUCGUGGUGGUGGACGUGGGUGCCGACAACAGCCACGUGCUACAGUACUUUGGGGUGAAGGCCGAGGGGGCCCCCACCCUGCGCUUCAUCAACAUGGAGACCACCAAAAAGUACACACCUGCGGACGGCGGGCCGCUCACUGCAGACUCGGUCACCGCCUUCUGCCACGCGGUCCUCGGCGGCAAGAUCAAGCCCUAUCUCCUGAGCCAGGAGGUCCCCCCCGACUGGGACCAGCGUCCGGUCAAGACCCUUGUGGGGAAGAAUUUCGAGCAGGUGGCUUUUGACGAAACCAAGAAUGUGUUUAUCAAGUUCUACGCCCCGUGGUGCACCCACUGCAAAGAGAUGGCCCCCGCCUGGGAGGAACUGGCCGAGAAGUACAAGGACCACGAGGAUAUCGUCAUUGCCGAGCUGGACGCCACAGCCAACGAGCUGGAGGCCUUCACUGUGCACGGCUUCCCCACGCUCAAGUACUUCCCAGCAGGGCCAGGUCGGAAGGUGAUUGAAUACAAUAGCGCCAGGGACCUGGAGACCUUCUCCAAGUUCCUGGACAACGGGGGUGAGCUGCCCGCAGAGGAGCCCACGGAAGAGUCCUCAGCCCCGUCCCCGGAGACACCAGCCAAUUCCACCUCGGAGCCCAAGGAAGAGCUGUAGCUGUCCCCACCUCAGGGUGGGGAGCCGUCGCCUCCGGGGCCUGGGAGACUGUGGGCCCUGA
This is a messenger RNA of Rhinolophus ferrumequinum (greater horseshoe bat), 1639 nucleotides long. It is a transcript of the gene PDIA2, whose product is annotated as protein disulfide isomerase family A member 2. Bases 1 to 1578 code for a protein of 525 amino acids. The record is from RefSeq and is a predicted model, not a curated record. Gene Ontology annotation, biological process: protein folding; response to endoplasmic reticulum stress. NCBI's taxonomy places the organism in Eukaryota, Metazoa, Chordata, Mammalia, Chiroptera, Rhinolophidae. The transcript is spliced from 11 exons. Gene Ontology annotation, cellular component: endoplasmic reticulum. Gene Ontology annotation, molecular function: protein disulfide isomerase activity.